Messenger RNA from Aspergillus versicolor CBS 583.65, 471 nucleotides. RefSeq names its product cupin domain-containing protein. The transcript has 2 exons. The record is from RefSeq and is a predicted model, not a curated record. NCBI's taxonomy places the organism in Eukaryota, Fungi, Ascomycota, Eurotiomycetes, Eurotiales, Aspergillaceae. Bases 1 to 471 code for a protein of 156 amino acids.
AUGGUCAGCAACCCGCCUCCGAAUGAGAUGGUCUACCUUCCGGGGAUUCUAUCCCCGAACCGCUCCUUUGGAGUGUUCCGCAAAGUCAUCCAUACCGGACUCUACUCGCAAUUCGUUGCAAUGGAAAUUCCCGUGAAUGGAGAUAUAGGUGAUGAGAAACACACCGUUGACCAGAUUCUGCUCUUCACACAUGGCACCGGCAAGGCGAUUGUGGAUGGCAAGGAGCAGAAGGUCAAGGAGGGGGAUGUAGUAAUUGUCCCCGCCGGAACCCAGCACCAAUUUCUGAAUGUAGGCGACGUUCCGCUGGAGGUGGUAACUAUCUAUUCUCCUGCGGAGCACGAUCCCAGGACGGUCCACGAGACCAAGGCCGAGGGGGAUGCGCAGGAGGAAGCGGGAGAGGAUGAGGCACCGCAGUGGAGCCAGAGAAGCAAAACCGAGAAUGAAGAUUUGGGUAUAGUGAAGGUGGAUUGA